AUGGACUUUGGACAUUUAGACUAUGGGCAUUUAGACUUUGGACAUUUAGACUUUGGACAUUUAGACUUUGGACAUUUAGACUUUGGACAUAUAGACUUUGGACAUUUAAACUUUGGACAUUUAGACUUUGGACAUUUAAACUUUGGACAUAUAGACUUUGGACAUUUAAACUUUGGACAUUUAGACUUUGGACAUUUAGACUUUGGACAUUUAGACUUUGGACAUUUAGACCUUGGACAUUUAGACUUUGGACAUUUAGACUUUGGGCAUUUAGACUUUGGACAUUUAGACUUUGGACAUUUAGACUUUGCACAUUUAGACUUUGGACAUAUAGACUUUGGACAUUUAGACUUUGGACAUUUAGACUUUGGACAUUUAGACUAUGGACAUUUAGACUUUGGACAUUUAGACUUUGGAUAUUUAGACUAUGGACAUUUAGACUUUGGACAUUUAGACUUUGGACAUUUAGACUAUGGACAUUUAGACUAUGGACAUUUAGACUUUGGACAUUGGACCUUUUUAGACUAUGGACAUUUAGACUUUGGACAUUUAGACUAUGGACAUUUAGACUUUGGACAUUUAGACUAUGGACAUUUAGACUUUGGAUAUAUAGACUUUGGACAUUUAGACUUUGGACAUUUAGACUAUGGACAUAUAGACUUUGGACAUUCAGACUUUGGACAUUUAGACUUUGGACAUUUAGACUUUGGACAUUUAGACUUUGGACAUUUAGACUUUGGACAUUUAGACUAUGGACAUUUAGACUUUGGACAUUUAGACUAUGGACAUUUAGACUUUGGAUAUAUAGACUUUGGACAUUUAGACUUUGGACAUUUAGACUAUGGACAUAUAGACUUUGGACAUUUAGACUUUGGACAUUUAGACUAUGGACAUUUAGACUUUGGACAUUCAGACUUUGGACAUUUAGACUAUGGACAUUUAGACUUUGGACAUUUAGACUAUGGACAUUUAGACUUUGGAUAUAUAGACUUUGGACAUUUAGACUUUGGACAUUUAGACUAUGGACAUAUAGACUUUGGACAUUCAGACUUUGGACAUUUAGACUUUGGACAUUUAGACUUUGGACAUUUAGACUAUGGACAUUUAGACGUUGGACAUUUAGACUAUGGACAUUUAGACUAUGGACAUUUAGACUAUGGACAUUUAGACGUUGGACAUUUAGACUAUGGACAUUUAGACUCAGGACAAAAUUAA
Molecule: messenger RNA, 1215 nt
Organism: Physella acuta
Lineage: Eukaryota; Metazoa; Mollusca; Gastropoda; Physidae
Product: putative PPE family protein PPE16
Source: RefSeq, a predicted model, not a curated record